Molecule: messenger RNA, 1890 nt
Organism: Suricata suricatta (meerkat)
Lineage: Eukaryota; Metazoa; Chordata; Mammalia; Carnivora; Herpestidae
Gene: ZNF777
Product: zinc finger protein 777
Exons: 8
Coding region: 91-1890 (599 amino acids)
Biological process (GO): regulation of DNA-templated transcription
Source: RefSeq, a predicted model, not a curated record
GCGCGGCGGCGUGUGCUCGGCUCUCCCGCCGCCGGGUCGCACCCCUAGGCUGCCCGGGGAGGCGAGGGACCCCAGGUCCAGCCGCUGGACAUGGAGACCCAACACUCCUCACCUCGGUCCUUCUCCAGCGUUCUGCAAGAAGAGACCCCACGUCAGGCCCCUGCUGGACCCCCCCGAGAAGCUCUCUUCCAGUCCCGUGUUCUUCCCCCUAAAGAAACUCCUUCUCCGUCUCCCCCCACUCUCCGACAAGGCUCCUUGGCCCAGACCCCCAAGCUAGAGACCUCUGGCCGAAUGCCGCACGGUCCCCAGAAGGGACCCUCACUCCUGUACCCUGCCGCUUCUGAGCAAGAGACUCCUCUCCAGGGUCGCCCGACUUCCCAAGAAGAGACCCAGUAUCUACCCCCAGCUGCUGCUGAACAAGAAAUUUCACUUCUGUCCCACUCCACCCCGCACCAAGAAGCCCUGCUCCACUCGCCUGAAGUUCCUGAGAAAGACCCCCUGACCCUGUCCCCCACAGUUCCUGAGGCUGACAUGGACCCCCUGCUGCAGAGCCCAGUGUCCCAAAAAGACACCCCCUUCCAGAUCUCUUCUGCCGCCCAGAAGGACACACCGCUCCCGACAGCGGAGAUCACGCGCUUGGCCGUGUGGGCUGCCGUCCAGGCGGUGGAGCGGAAACUGGAGGCCCAGGCCAUGCGGCUCCUGACCCUCGAGGGGCGGACGGGGACGGCUGAGAAGAAGCUGGCUGACUGUGAGAAGACGGCCGUGGAGUUUGCGAACCAUCUGGAGAGCAAGUGGGUCGUGCUGGGGACCCUGCUGCAGGAGUACGGGCUGCUGCAGAGGCGGCUGGAGAACAUGGAGAACCUGCUGAAAAACCGAAACUUCUGGAUCCUGCGGCUGCCGCCGGGCAGCAACGGAGAAGUCCCCAAGGUCCCUGUCACCUUCGAUGAUGUCGCCGUCCAUUUCUCAGAGCAGGAGUGGGGGAACCUGUCGGAGUGGCAGAAGGAGCUCUACAAGAACGUGAUGAGGGGCAACUACGAGUCUCUGGUGUCUAUGGACUAUGCAAUCUCCAAACCAGACCUCAUGUCGCAGAUGGAGCGCGGGGAGAGGCCGCCCAUGCAGGAGCAGGAGGACUCCGAGGAAGGCGAGACGCCCGCAGACCCCAGUGCUGCCCACGACGGGAUCGUGAUCAAGAUCGAGGUGCAGACCAAUGACGAGGGCUCAGAAAGUUUGGAGACGCCAGAGCCACUGAUGGGGCAGGUGGAGGAGCACGGCUUUCAGGACUCGGAGCUGGGGGACCCGUGCGCAGAGCAGCCAGACCUGGACAUGCAGGAACAGGACAAUACACUGGAAGAGUCCACCGAAGGCUCUGGCGAGUUCAGCGAGCUCAAGCAGAUGCUGGUGCAGCAGAGAAACUGCGCAGAGGGGAUCGUGAUCAAAACCGAGGAGCAGGAGGAGGAGGAGGAAGAGGAGGAGGAGGACGAGCUGCCGCAGCACCUGCAGGCCCUCGGGCAGCUGUCCGGGCGCUAUGAGGCCGGCCUGUACCAGACCCCGCUGCCCGGGGAGCUGUCGCCCGAGGGCGAGGAGAGCCCCCCGCCGCUGCAGCUGGCCAAGCCGGCCGGGAAGCGCCUGGCGCCGGCCGCGCACGGGGAGCGGCACCCGGGCGAUGGCCUUGCUUCAACCUGCCAGGUGUCUGUGGGAGACCUUUCCCGAGGCCCAGUGAUGGAGGCUCCUCGGAUUAAGGGAUCAGGGCCGAGGCCGCCAGGCCCUCCUGUCGCCAGGGCAACGUUGCCCAACCCUUCCCGCAGAAGGAUGGAGAAGGGUGCUAUUGUGGAAACAGCCAUGGACUUGGACCAGAAGGUCUUGAAAUUGAAUCUCUUGGAAACUUUCUGA